UACAAAUUUUAACCAUAUUCUGAUGUAACCAGAACUAUACAGUAAGACUAUUUCAAUACUUAAUAGGAAGUAUGCAAAAGCAAGAUUCAUUAGAUGAAAGUGUUCAAAUGGAUACACCUCCACGAAGUCCGCCAGAUCCGUCAACUAAUGAAGAAUUAAUUGAAAUAUCUCAUUUACCUCCAGUACCCACACAAAUAAAAGAACGAUCCGAGAUGACCCCAAGACAAAGGUGGCACGUGGCUUUUAACAAAAUCGUUAUUCAAUUAAAUGUGAGUAAGCUUAAAAAUAUACUAAUUUUUGCAUCAAACAUCUAA
Molecule: messenger RNA, 314 nt
Organism: Ceratosolen solmsi marchali
Lineage: Eukaryota; Metazoa; Arthropoda; Insecta; Hymenoptera; Agaonidae
Exons: 2
Coding region: 72-314 (80 amino acids)
Source: RefSeq, a predicted model, not a curated record